Molecule: messenger RNA, 3625 nt
Organism: Lepus europaeus (European hare)
Lineage: Eukaryota; Metazoa; Chordata; Mammalia; Lagomorpha; Leporidae
Gene: CACNB2
Product: calcium voltage-gated channel auxiliary subunit beta 2
Exons: 14
Coding region: 176-2074 (632 amino acids)
Biological process (GO): calcium ion transmembrane transport; regulation of voltage-gated calcium channel activity; neuromuscular junction development
Cellular component (GO): voltage-gated calcium channel complex
Molecular function (GO): high voltage-gated calcium channel activity; protein binding
Source: RefSeq, a predicted model, not a curated record
CGGGGGGGACCCUGCCCCUCGGCGCUUCCCCCUGACUCUUCUCCGGCUUCCAUUUUUCUCUGCUUCCGAAAAGCCAGUGGGAAGGGGCGGGGGCGACCUGCCGGGCUCGCAGCUUCUCCCGGGCGGCUCUGCUCAGCUCUCGUCGCUCCUGCCCGGGAGAGGCACAUGGAGAGACAUGAACCAGGCGAGUGGACUGGACCUGCUCAAGAUCUCCUAUGGAAAAGGAGCCAGAAGGAAAAACCGAUUUAAAGGAUCCGAUGGGAGCACCUCCUCUGAUACUACCUCAAACAGUUUUGUUCGUCAGGGUUCGGCAGACUCCUACACCAGCCGUCCAUCCGAUUCAGAUGUGUCUCUGGAGGAGGACCGGGAGGCAGUGCGCAGAGAAGCUGAGCGACAGGCCCAGGCACAGUUGGAAAAAGCAAAGACAAAGCCUGUUGCAUUUGCUGUUCGGACAAAUGUCAGCUACAGUGCUGCCCACGAAGAUGAUGUCCCAGUGCCAGGCAUGGCCAUCUCAUUUGAAGCAAAAGAUUUUCUGCAUGUUAAGGAAAAAUUUAACAAUGACUGGUGGAUAGGGCGUUUGGUUAAAGAAGGCUGUGAAAUCGGAUUCAUUCCAAGCCCGGUCAAACUAGAAAACAUGAGGCUACAGCAUGAACAGAGAGCGAAGCAAGGGAAAUUCUACUCCAGUAAAUCAGGAGGAAAUUCAUCAUCCAGUUUGGGUGACAUUGUACCUAGUUCCAGAAAAUCUACACCUCCAUCAUCUGCUAUAGACAUAGAUGCUACUGGCUUAGAUGCAGAAGAAAAUGAUAUUCCAGCAAACCACCGCUCCCCUAAACCCAGUGCAAACAGUGUAACGUCACCCCACUCCAAAGAGAAAAGAAUGCCCUUCUUUAAGAAGACAGAGCACACUCCUCCGUAUGAUGUGGUGCCCUCCAUGCGACCCGUGGUCCUCGUGGGCCCUUCUCUGAAGGGGUAUGAGGUCACAGAUAUGAUGCAGAAAGCGCUGUUUGAUUUUUUAAAACACAGAUUUGAAGGGCGGAUAUCCAUCACAAGGGUCACUGCUGAUAUCUCGCUUGCCAAACGCUCAGUGUUAAACAACCCCAGUAAGCAUGCAAUAAUAGAAAGAUCCAACACUAGGUCAAGCUUAGCGGAAGUACAGAGUGAAAUUGAAAGGAUCUUUGAACUUGCAAGGACACUGCAGUUGGUAGUCCUUGAUGCGGAUACUAUUAACCAUCCAGCUCAACUUAGUAAAACCUCUUUGGCCCCUAUUGUAGUAUAUGUGAAGAUUUCUUCUCCUAAGGUUUUACAAAGGCUAAUAAAAUCUCGAGGGAAAUCUCAAGCUAAACACCUUAAUGUCCAGAUGGUAGCAGCUGAUAAACUGGCUCAGUGUCCUCCAGAAUUGUUUGAUGUGAUCUUAGAUGAGAACCAGCUUGAGGAUGCUUGUGAGCAUCUUGCCGACUAUCUGGAGGCCUACUGGAAGGCCACCCAUCCUCCCAGCAGCAACCUCCCCAACCCUCUCCUUAGCCGUACUUUAGCUACUUCAGCUCUGCCUGUCAGCCCCACCCUCGCCUCUAAUUCACAGGGUUCUCAAGGAGAUCAGAGGACUGAUCGCUCUGCCCCUGCCCGUUCUGCUUCCCAAGCUGAAGAAGAACCUUGCUUGGAACCAGCAAAGAAAUCCCAGCACCGGUCUUCCUCCUCAGCCCCACACCACAACCAUCGCAGUGGUACAAGCAGAGGCCUCUCUAGGCAAGAGACAUUUGACUCAGAAACCCAGGAGAGUCGAGACUCUGCCUAUGUGGAGCCGAAGGAAGAUUAUUCCCAUGAACAUGUGGACCACUAUGCUCCACACCGUGACCAUAAUCACAGAGAUGAGACCCACAGGAGCAGUGACCACAGACACAGGGAAACCCGGCACCGUUCCCGGGACACGGAUCGAGAGCAGGACCACAAUGAGUGCAACAAACAACGAAGUCGACAUAAAUCCAAGGAUCGCUACUGUGACAAGGAUGGAGAAGUAAUAUCCAAAAAACGGAAUGAGGCUGGGGAGUGGAAUAGGGAUGUUUACAUCCGCCAAUGACUUGUGCCCUUUUAUGUUUUUUUUUUUUUUAAGUCUAGUAUAAGCGCACCCUCAGAUGAAAUCUUUGGGGUCUACAUUGAAAUCAUAUGUGAUCUGUCUUGUGUAUUUUGUAUUGCUGUUGCUCAAAUAGCAAUAGCAUGAAAUAGAGUAUUAAUAUACUUUUUUUCUUUUUUAAGUGCUAUAUAAAUUGGCCUGGUACAGCUGAAUUCACAAACUGUGUUGGGUAGCUGCCACUUGAACAAAAUCUGUUGCCACCCAGGUGAUUAGCGUUUCAAGAAAUGUAGUUGAUCCAUCCAGCAAGCCAGAAUCAGCACAGAUAAGUGGAAUUUCUUGUUUCCCAGAUUUUUAAUACACAGAUACCUUAUUUGCAUAUGCAUUUAUUCAUGGACCACUGUUUCUUGCUUGUACCUCUGGCUGACUAAAUUUGGGAACAGAUUCAGUCUUGCCUUACACAAAGGGGAUCAUAAAGUUAGAAUCUAUUUUCUAUGUAUUAGUACUGUGUACUGUAUAGACAGUUUGUAAAUGUUAUUUCUGCAGACACCUUAUUAUAAUUAUAUAAUAUAUAUAUAUAUAUAUAUAUAUACAAUCAGUUUGAUCACACUAUUUUAGAGUCUUAAUGCCAAGUCAGCAGAUUUGCUUUAUGAAUUACAGGGACUAGAAAUACCCACAUUCAGGAAAUUUGUAAUAACAUUGUCUAGACACCUAUCCCCACUCUAAUAGAAAGUCUGUAUAUACUGUAAAUAUGUGUGAUUGCUUGACUUGAAAAGAUUUGAUUUCUAAAUGUUAUACCAUCCUGUAAGUUUAUAAUUUUGACCAUAAAUUAUGGCAAAUAUACCAAACUCCAAAGGUUGUUCUACUCCAUACAGUUCACACUAAUUGUGACAAACACAUUCUUAGUAGCUAGUGUCUGUUAUAGUCACUGCACUGGAAUAUGAGCCGGAACCCGCUGUAUGCACGUGCGUGUGUGUCUGUAUGUAAGAGUGUGCACGAGUGACCGGUUGAAAUAAACUCAAAUGCUGAAGACUAGUGAAGAAAUUAGAGACUGGUAUCUAGAAUUCCAGCCACCUGGCUUUGUAUUUAAUUGUGCUAUGUGUUGCUUUAACAAUCAAUCCAUCAAGCAGUCAGGGAAUGUGAGGAAGCUUGCUGCCAAAGUAACUAGGAAAGCAUUCAUGCGCUGGUCCUUGUUUUUGCUCCUAGAGAGUGAAAAUACAGGCAACUUUUACUGUGAGUGUUUCACUGGAAAUGUACAAUCUUUGUGUGUCAGAGUAUUUGUUUUAGUAAGAAACGUUUACACAGCUUGUGGACUUCCUUCAUAGGAAAAUAAAUUUUUAUAAUUCUCCCACUUUAUUUUCUAACCUUGCCUAUUGUUCCUGUUUAUUUCCCAAUUACCUAUAAUUCCCCCCCACCCAACUUAAACAGUUUCAUUGUCUGUGAGAACCCAGGAAGUGCUUCUUAUAACCAAAGUUUCUGUUGUUCAGAAUUAACCAGGGCAAAAUGGGUAACUUGAAGUGAAUAAAUUGUAAAGAAUGUUUCAUACACUAGAUAGAGGAA